AUGAAGUGUAUAAAACGUCACGCUCUCUUUCUUCUCACGUUUCCCGCAACAAAUGGACUCACAGCUGUAGAAAAGGAAGAAUCUGAACAGGCACGUCAUACACUGAUCACGAUGGGUGUCAUUUUUGCUUUCUGGUUUGUCGUCGCUAUAAUUCUCACCUUGCUGCAAAGUUGUCUUCGGAGCACACUUGUCGGCGAGAUCAAAUCUCUCGGUUUCUGGACUGCCAUGAAGAGACAAUGGAAUCGUGCCUCUGCAAACGCCGUCGUCUACAGUAUCAACACAAACGGAAACGAAUCCGUCAGAAUUCUCAACGUCAACGAGUUCAUGACUAAUUAUUCUUAA
Molecule: messenger RNA, 342 nt
Organism: Caenorhabditis briggsae
Lineage: Eukaryota; Metazoa; Nematoda; Chromadorea; Rhabditida; Rhabditidae
Exons: 3
Coding region: 1-342 (113 amino acids)
Source: RefSeq, a predicted model, not a curated record